AUGUCUACUACAACGACUACGGAAGCACCAGAAUUCAUCCCGAAGCUUCAAUCUCCUUCGCAACGAAAUUUCAAAUACUCCGAAGCUUAUAUUCCCGCUCUCACCCAGCAAUGCCACGCCUCCAACCUUCUCCUUCUACCAAAUGGCGAUCUACUCUGUGUCUGGUUCGGGGGGAGUAUUGAAGGUCGGCCAGACAUAUGCAUCUAUAUGUCUCGCCUCUCAUCUGGACAAGAUGCUUGGACAGAUGCCGUCAAGAUGACACACGACCAUACCCGCAGCGAGCAAAACCCCAUCCUCUUCCGCGUUCCGUCCACGGGUGAAAUUCGAUUGCUUUACACAUCGCAAGAUGCGGGAAACCAAGAUUCCGCAAUUGUUAAGCAAAUUGCAUCAACAAAUAAUGGAGCUACUUGGUCCGAUCCAACAAUUUUGUUUGGAGAUGCAGGCACAUUUAUUCGACAGCCUAUUGUUGUUUUGAAAGAUGGUGCUUGGGUAGUCCCUAUUUUCAAAUGCCGCGCAGAGCCCGGUGAACGCUGGCUAGGAAGCGAUGAUAUCUCCUGUAUUCGGAUCUCGAAAGAUGAAGGGGCUACAUGGAUCGAAAAGGAGAUUCCGAACAGCUACGGAUGUGUGCAUAUGAAUAUCCAGCAGUUAAAGAAUGGGAGUUAUCUCGGGCUAUACCGAAGUCGAUGGGCAGAUAACAUCUAUCUAUCGACUUCAACAGAUGGGGUUGACUGGAGUGAACCCAAGCCGACGAUCUUGCCAAACCCCAACGCAGGCAUUUGCUUUGAUGUUCUAGCGUCCGGCCGUGUUGUAUUAGUCUAUAACCACUCCUCGAAAAAGGACGCUGUGGGUCGCCGAGAUGGCUUAUACGAUGAUAUCAGCGACGGCACAGAUACUCGCGCCAACCAAGCAAGCAAACAUGGAAAAGAGGCCUUCUGGGGUGCCCCAAGAGCCCCUUUGAGCGUGGCUUGGAGUAAUGAUAACGGAAACACUUGGCAAUGGAAGACCCUCGAGGAAGGAGAUGGCUAUUGUCUGACAAAUAACAGCGAAAAGAAGCUCAACCGCGAGUUGUCGUAUCCAAGUAUUCUGAUUGAGCGUGAUGGGUCAAUCCAUAUUGCCUUCACGUUCUGGAGGCAACGGAUCAAGUAUGUUAGACUAGCCGAAGAUUUCUUCCAGUGA
Molecule: messenger RNA, 1176 nt
Organism: Penicillium manginii
Lineage: Eukaryota; Fungi; Ascomycota; Eurotiomycetes; Eurotiales; Aspergillaceae
Product: sialidase family protein
Exons: 1
Coding region: 1-1176 (391 amino acids)
Source: RefSeq, a predicted model, not a curated record